Molecule: messenger RNA, 1845 nt
Organism: Theobroma umbraticum
Lineage: Eukaryota; Viridiplantae; Streptophyta; Magnoliopsida; Malvales; Malvaceae
Product: putative membrane metalloprotease ARASP2, chloroplastic
Biological process (GO): proteolysis
Cellular component (GO): membrane
Molecular function (GO): protein binding; metalloendopeptidase activity
Source: RefSeq, a predicted model, not a curated record
CAAAACGAGAGGGUGGCAUUUCGGCUUACUGAGUGGGGCAUUUCCCCCCACACAGACCCCGAACCCAACAACUAUGAGUUAUCCUACUCUGCUUCUGUCUUUCGCCACACGAUAUUUCCUUCACUUUUCUCUUUAAUCCCAACUCUUCUUUGAGGCCAACAAACCAUGCUCAUUAACUUCUCUUCUUCUUGUACUUGUCCGCCUUUCUCUUCUUCUUCUUCCUCUUAUAUCCUUGGCAGAUUAUCCAAUUCGAAGCCACCUUACUUGGAGUUCCCUUUAAGAUCCAGAACACACCUCUUUAAAUCUCUUUCUCCUUCUGUUUCUUACUCUUCUUCCCCCUCAAGCAAGACCAAGUUUUUGUAUUCGGCUGCCACAAGGGUUGAUAUCAGGUCAUGGGCUCUUCCUGGAUUUGAUCUUGGGAGUGUUGAAUCUGUGUUGGAGGCAGCUGGUGUGUUGACUGCCAUCAUUGUUGUUCAUGAGAGCGGUCACUUCCUCGCUGCUUCUCUCCAGGGAAUCCAUGUAAGUAAAUUUGCUGUUGGUUUUGGUCCAAUUUUAGCAAAGUUCAAUGCCAACAAUGUAGAAUAUUCUAUUCGAGCUUUUCCAUUAGGUGGAUUUGUGGGAUUCCCUGAUAAUGAUCCCAAUAGUGAUAUUCCCGAUGACGAUGAGAAUUUGCUUAAGAACAGACCCAUAUUAGACAGGGUUAUUGUCAUUUCAGCUGGGGUUGUCGCCAAUAUUAUAUUUGCCUACGGAAUAAUAUUUACUCAAGUCUUGUCAGUUGGGUUACCAGUGCAGGAGGCAUUCUCCGGGGUGCUCGUUCCUGAAGUUAGAGCCUUUUCAGCUGCUUCCCGGGAUGGUCUUCUUCCCGGUGAUGUUAUCCUUGCCAUUAAUGGUAUUGAAUUGCCAAAAACUGGGCCUGGUGUAGUUUCUCAAGUUGUGGAGAUUAUAAAGCACAAUCCCAAAAGAAACGUGCUCCUAAAGGUUGAGAGGGGAAAGGAGGAUUUUGAAAUAGGGGUCACUCCAGACGAGAAUCUUGAUGGAACAGGAAAAAUUGGAGUUCAGUUAUCGCCAAAUGUAAAGAUAACUAAAAUGAGACCAAAUGAUAUCUUUGAGGCCUUCAAUUAUGCGGGAAAAGAGUUCUGGGGUCUUUCAUAUAAUGUGGUGGAUAGCUUGAGGCAGACCUUUAUGAAUUUCUCACAAUCAGCUGGCAAAGUUUCAGGUCCUGUAGCUAUUAUUGCUGUUGGGGCAGAAGUUGCAAGGUCAACUGUGGAUGGGCUUUAUGAGUUUGCAGCUCUCCUAAAUCUUAAUCUUGCGGUGAUAAACCUUCUCCCUUUACCUGCUCUGGAUGGGGGUUCAUUGGCUCUGAUACUUUUAGAAGCAGCUAGAGGUGGAAGGAAGCUUCCGCUAGAACUGGAGCAGCUGAUUAUGUCAUCUGGGAUCAUGUUUGUUAUACUCCUUGGGUUGUUUCUUAUUGUCAGAGACACACUUAACCUUGAGUUCAUUAAAGAUUUGUUAUGAAAAUUCUCAAUGCCUUUGAAGUUUGGCUGCGAUGUGGAUUGAAAAAACUUUCUUAUAAAGAUGGAAUCAGAUGAAUCUGAUGCAUGCCUUUGAUGUCUUGCAAAGGAGAUGAAUUUGGUAUAUGAGACGCUUGCCUAAUUUCUUGGUUCAAAAAGAGAUGCUAGAUUGCGGGUACUGGUAACUUGUUGGUCUGGUUCUGUUCCAUCCAGAUUUCUGUAUUCCUCGUACUGUUGUAAACUACAAAUUCUUUGAAGAUAGUGAUAGAAAAUGGGUAGUGGAUUUGGGUACCUUGUUUUCAAUGCAUAAUAUCACAAUGACAUUCUAUUAUAA